Penicillium malachiteum is the source of this 861-nucleotide messenger RNA. Its product is annotated as aldehyde dehydrogenase. Gene Ontology annotation, molecular function: succinate-semialdehyde dehydrogenase (NAD+) activity. Bases 1 to 861 code for a protein of 286 amino acids. The transcript has 3 exons. NCBI's taxonomy places the organism in Eukaryota, Fungi, Ascomycota, Eurotiomycetes, Eurotiales, Aspergillaceae. The record is from RefSeq and is a predicted model, not a curated record.
AUGCUACCAAAAAAUGCUACCAAAACAUUCAUCUGUCUCGAAUCAAAGAUAGACCACAUCAACGCCGCUAUCCAGGCUGCCUCGCGAGCUUUCCCAACUUGGCGAGCUCAGUCGGGACGCCAGCGUGGACGAAUCCUACGCAAAAUAUUCGACUUGAUAGUCGAAAACAACGAAGACAUUGGCAAGAUCAUCACAGCCGAGAAUGGAAAAACCAAGGGUGAAGCUAAGGGCAAGGCGCUCUUCUUGGCUGGAUUCUUUGAAUGGUUCUCUGAGGAAGCACCCCGUAUCUAUGGAGAUGUCAUCCCUCAUAGUAAUCCUUCUUGCCGAACACAAGUCGUGAAGGAGCCAGUCGGUGUGGCUGCUGCUCUGGCUGCUGGGUGCACGGUUGUGAUGAAAUCUGAUGGUCUAACACCAUUCACUCCCAAUGCCCUUGCUAUUCUCGCCGAGCGUGAGGGUGUGCCAAAGGGUGUCUUUAACGUAGUGACUGCUCUUGAUAAUACUCCUUCACCGGGUCGACUCGCCAGCACGUUAAAGAAGCUGAGCCUUGGUGGGAAUGCUCCAUUUAUUGUCCUCGAUGAUGCCGAUCUUGAGACUGCGGUUACGAGUGCUGUUACCAGCAAGUUCAAGGUUACUGGCCAGACUUGUGUGUGUGCAAACCGAUUCUUCAUUCAAGAAGGUAUCUACGAGAAGUUGAGUCAGCGAUUUGUUGAGGAGAUGAAGAAGUCUCAAGUUGGGGAUGGACAAAAUACCGUUGUCACACACGAUCCUCUAACAAACGGUGUGGAGAAAACUUUCGGGCCUUUGGCUGCGCUUUCCAAAUUUACCACAAAAGACGAGGUUGUUGACCGAGCAAAUAACUGA